Gastrolobium bilobum is the source of this 1774-nucleotide messenger RNA. Its product is annotated as ethylene-responsive transcription factor ERF053. Gene Ontology annotation, molecular function: DNA binding; DNA-binding transcription factor activity. The transcript has a single exon. Gene Ontology annotation, biological process: regulation of DNA-templated transcription. Bases 67 to 1398 code for a protein of 443 amino acids. NCBI's taxonomy places the organism in Eukaryota, Viridiplantae, Streptophyta, Magnoliopsida, Fabales, Fabaceae. The record is from RefSeq and is a predicted model, not a curated record.
ACCUCAAAAAAGCUCUUUUUUUUUUUUAUAGCUUGAGAGAGAGCGAGCGGAGAGUUAUUGGUGCUCAUGGCUUCAGCUAAGAACAGUGGCAAAUUCAUCAAGUGUGUUGAUGAUGAUGACACUCACAAGGUGAAAAAUAUGGGUGAAAGCCAAGAUUGGGAGAUUGAAAAGGGAAAGGGUAACGAUUCAAGCUUUCAGAGACGCCAAUGGAAGCCAGUUUUUGAUGACGCUUCCAUGUUACAUAAUAGGCCUCUCAAGAAGCUUCGUAGCCCUGAACGUGAAAACCCAAACCAAUUAUCCUCUAUUCCUCUUCCUACAACUUCACCUCUCAAUGUGUGUCCUUCUCCUUCAUCCUCUUCAAGAAUCAUGUUUCCUUUUGCUUUUGAUUCUUCCCAACACCCCAUGCAGUUCCCAAACCAAUUUGGAACCACCAAUUUGCCUUUGUUUCGUCCACCAAUUCAGCCAUCACAAAACCAGCACCAACAGAACCAACAGAUGAUAUCUUUUGGAUCCCAACAACAAAACAUUGCAUACCCACCAACCUUAGCCCGAGAUUAUGCAUUUCUACAGCAACAACAACAACAACAACAUCACCAUCAGCUUCUUCAGUAUUGGGGUGAAGCACUGAAUCUAAGUCCAAGAGGAAAAAUGAUGUUAAUGAACAACAACAGGUUGGGACCAGAUGGUAGGCCAUUGUUUAGGCCACAAUCUCAGCCUUAUAACACUACAAAGCUCUACAGAGGAGUGAGGCAACGCCAUUGGGGAAAAUGGGUUGCUGAAAUUCGUCUACCUCGAAACAGAACUCGUCUCUGGCUAGGCACAUUUGACACAGCAGAAGAUGCUGCUAUGGCCUAUGACCGUGAGGCUUUUAAGUUGAGAGGAGAGAAUGCUAGACUCAAUUUCCCUGAGCUCUUUCUUAACAAGGAUAAACCACCUUCUUCUUCACCAGCUCCAACAACAACAACUUCUUCUGCUUCUGCUUCUGCUUCUGCUUGUUCUCCAUCUCACAGCACUACAAAACAGCCUGAACUUGUUCCUGAACCACCAACAGAAGAGUCUGCUGAGAAUGAUUCAGGAAUUGGAUCGAGUGAUGCUACUACUGUGAGUGAUGAGGUUCAUGCAGCUGCUGCAGGUUCUGAAGUAGUUGAAGGAGUUUCACAGGAAUUGGUUUGGAGUGAAAUGUCAGCAUGGUUCAAUGCUAUUCCAGCUGCUUGGGGUCCAGGUAGUCCUGUGUGGGAUGAUUUGGACACUACCAAUAACCUUCUUUUGCAGUCACACAUUCCUUUUGUCAAUUCAGAUCAACAACAAGAUACUAAUGCUUAUGAUGCUCAGAGACAAGAACAUAACAUGGAACCAGGUUCUUCCAUUAGGCCUUUCUUCUGGAAUGAUCAGGAUUGAAUUGAACUUUUUCUUCUUCAAAACAUGACAGGAUCUCUUUUUCUCUGUCUCUCUACUUUAGAUAUCCCCAGGUUGCUUCUUUUUCCUCCUGGUUGCAGAUUCACCUUUUCAAAUUCAGGCUUCUUAUGUUCUCACUGGUUGCAGAUAUUUUCACCAAAACAACCUGUGAAAACUUGGAUCCAUGAUUAUUUCUUCACCAUCUUUCCUUCAACUUCUUCUCUAAACAUUUGAAACUUUCUGCUGUAACAAGGCUCCUUAUAUUUCUGGGCCUUUCAGCAUUUCGGCUCAUACUUCCUUCAUGGGUCUUACUCUUUACCUAUGUUCCUUCAACCUUUUUCUCUUUUCUUUUUUUUUCUUUACUCUUUCUUAGUACUUU